This is a messenger RNA of Rhea pennata, 2318 nucleotides long. It is a transcript of the gene AEN, whose product is annotated as apoptosis enhancing nuclease. The record is from RefSeq and is a predicted model, not a curated record. The transcript has 4 exons. Gene Ontology annotation, molecular function: 3'-5'-RNA exonuclease activity; nucleic acid binding. The coding region runs from base 63 to 1160 and encodes 365 amino acids. Gene Ontology annotation, cellular component: nucleus. Lineage: Eukaryota; Metazoa; Chordata; Aves; Rheiformes; Rheidae.
GCGAGAGCCGCGGCUUCCGGGGGAGCCACGCGGGAGCCGGGCCGCGCCGGGCCGCGCCGGGGAUGCCUCCUGGCAAGGGGCAGAUGACACCUCUCCUGCCCCCCCCGAAGGUCCCCAUGCUGGCCCCAAAGGGCGCUCAGGCCCCUGCCGCGGAAGGUGGCACCUGUCCCUCGGCACGCAGCUGUCCCCAGAUGGCCGCCGAGGGCCCCAGUUCACCGCAGGGGUGCAACAAGAAGAAGAGCCGCAAGCACCAGAGGUUCUUGGAGCGCAGGGCGCUGCUGGAGCAGAAGGGGCUGCUGAGACCCCGCAAGCGCCCGGGCAGCCAGGCACCCGCAGCCAGGCUGACGGAGGAUACCUGCAGCCCUCCCGUGGUUCCCACUGCGGAACCACAAAGCGGGAAGGUUGGGAAGCCCAAGCAGGUCCUCUCCCUGUCCGCCUCUCCGGACAGCAUAGCCAGGCACCACUCCGUGCUGCUGUCCCAGGAUGACAGGGGCAGCUCCGCCGAGGUGGGGACAUCUUCACCACUUCUGCGCCCAGGGAAGUAUGUGGCCAUCGACUGCGAGAUGGUGGGCACCGGCCCUCGGGGGAAGCUGAGCGAGCUGGCGCGAUGCACCAUUGUGAACUAUGAGGGGGACGUCGUGUAUGACAAAUACAUCCAGCCUGCGUUCCCCAUCGUGGACUACCGGACACGCUGGAGUGGGAUCACGAAGCGGCACAUGAAGAAUGCUAUUCCCUUCAGGGCUGCCCAGGCAGAGAUCCUGAAGAUCUUGAAAGACAAGAUUGUGGUAGGACAUGCCAUCCACAACGACUUCCAAGCCCUGAAAUACUUCCAUCCAAAAGACAAGACCCGAGACACUAGCCGGAUCCCUUUGCUGAACCAGAAGGCAGGAUUCCCUGUCAAAGUCAAUGCCUCUCUCAAGAGCUUGGCCAAGCACCUGCUCCACAAAAAGAUCCAGAUCGGCCGCAAAGGACACUCAUCGGUGGAGGAUGCGCAGACAACCAUGGAGCUUUACAGACUGGUGGAGGUGCAGUGGGAGAAGGAGCUGGCCAGCAGCCUGCCCCCAAGGGCCCCCAGCCCUGUCGCAGACAGCAGCACGGACAGUGACCAGUACAUGGAUGACCAGUACUGGCCCACACACCUGAACAUAGAUAGCCUGUGAAGGGUGACAGCUUCUCCUCUGAGUGUUUUGAGACAUCUGGCGCCUUCAGCUAUUAAAGCGGAGGCAGCUGCUGGUGCCUGUGUGGUGGUCUGUGGGGUGCUUCCUUUUCCCAGGGUUGUAUCCCAAACACUCUGCCCAGCAGCAGUAUCUUAGUGCAGAUGGUGACAUGGUUGCUUCUGUUACCAGACUGUGCAUAGAGUCCACCAUGGGCAUGGUGGGCCGCUAUGCACCCCUUCUCUCCUGUGCCAGCCUCUCCCUUGGGUACUGGCUGUGGCAGACUGUGGGCUUGGCGGUGGUGAACCUUCACCAUCCUGUGGGAGGGAGAGCAGGCAGAUCCACACUCUGUGGCAGCAGCAGUCCACUGCCUGCUGUUGGAGGCACCAGAGAUCUUGGAGUUGCAAAUGGAUCUCCUAGCUGUGCCACUUCCCCUUGGUUGCUUUCAUUUGGGGAGGAGUACGUUUAGUAUGAGGCACAGUUGCUCUGGGUACCUCAGGGCAGCAUCUCCUGAAAACGCUGUCUGCAGCCUCUUGCCAUCGGAUGAGAGCCUUCUCACAGGAGAGUGCUGUGGCUGGGCCAUAUUGAUCUGUCGCCUGGUGCUCUGGGAGGAGUGGGGCUGAGGCGCCAGAUGGGAACACUCCCUGUGGGCAUGUGAUGGCUGGGCUAGGACUGCCAGGGGACCUAUAUGUGAUAACCUCAGAGGGCAGGAAGAGGAGCCAUCUCUGGUGAUGGGCAAGUGACUAGUCUUGCUGGUAAUUUCUUACUUCUCUGAAUCUGUGGUGAUGAACAGGACCCUGUUGUGACUGUGAAAUGGUCAGAAGGAAAAGCUGUGUUUCCUUCUACCUGAACAUGCAACCACAUGGGCAAGCUGCAGAAUCGUGGAAGAAUUCAGGUUGGCAGGGACUUCUGGAGAUCAUCUAGUCCAUAGUGUACAUCACAGCCCUGGUACAGCAGUUCUUUGCUGUCUCGCUGACACCUGAAAAUUACAGACUGUCCAGGGCCAGUUAAACAACCAGUUUCCUUCCUACCUUAAUUGCACAGUGAAGGCCAAAAAGAAAGUCCAGGUUUAAUCAGUCUCUAAUUUCCCCUGGAUAAAAUAGGAUGCACUAGAUCUUAAAUAAAUUAUUCAUAUUCUUGUCAAAUCAUGAAUUAAAAAUCAUU